UCCUGACACUACAUUUAUUUUAUUUUUUUUAUCUAUUUUCUGUCUCAAAUCUUGAAUCUUCAGCUCCUCUCAGUUUAGCUUUUAUACAGUGUUUACUGUGGUGUGUUAAUGGAAUGAGGCUGUAAAUUGAGAAGCAUGACCCAAAGAGUGUAGUGGGAUGUGCAGCACCUCUAGAUUGAGGUGCUGUCCAGCUAUAUGUUAAACCCUUCUUGGAGGUUUACAUUUUGCAAAGGUUAUUCUUAUCUCCUUUAUUAAAAUUUUUACGGACAUUUGCAAUUGGCCUUGAUCCACUAGGUCAUCUCAGCUGAUGAACCUAGAGGCACUACAAUCCCAACCAAAGAGCCCACUUCUUUUUUUAACACCUGUUCCCACAGUACAUGUUCCUUUUUAUGUGGAAGAAAGGCUGGCAUACAAAAAACAUCUGAUUCAAAAUGCUUUAGAAUAGAUGGCCAAUUCAGGCUACUAAAGGAUUGAUGCUGGUUUGUAUUAAGAAAAUGGACUGAUGGAAAGAAAAUGAUAUAUUAAGGUGGCUUCUAGCAGUUAACUUUUAUAAAAUCUUGACCAUUUAUAUUUAAUGUAAUUUUACAGCUUUGCACUUGUUUGUGAACUGUAAUUGUGGAAUCUAGCAGUCUUGUUACAAGCCAUCUUGUGUGUCUGCGCUGCUAGGAAAUGGAGUUGGGAGGAACGUGAGGGCAAGUGUGAAAACCCUAUGUUACUCCAAACCCCACGCGCGUGCAAAGGCAUGGAGUGUAACUGCAGAGUAGCUGUCCAUUUGUCAUGAGACCUUUUUAUUAAUAUAGUGAAAUCUUUUCCCAGUAAAGGUGGGAUCUUCAGUACAGACACAUAGAAGGGAAUAUUAAGCAAUAGUAAUGUAAGGAGAACUUUUCUACGUCUUGUGGUUCUCAGCCCUUCAUAUGGACAGCUAACACUUAUUGCACUUCAUUGCUGCUUCAGCGUCACUGGCAUAGGAGCAAACUGCGCAUGCGUAGGUUGCUGAUUUCUUUAUUUCAGAGAUCUGGAGACACCUAGUUUGAGACUACUUUGGCGAGGAUUUAUGAAUCAAAUAUUUAAAUAAAAUGACUUUCUUUGUAAUCAGUGCAUUUACAAUAUCAAGCCAGCUGUUUCCUUGUAAUAAGAACUAAAUUGUCCAAUCUCUGAAUUUUAGAGCCUUUCUUCCAGCCAUGCACUCUGCCACCAACCCAGAACGUCCUGCAUGAUAAACAUAUGAAAACCAGCUUAUCCUUGUCUAAAUCAUAGAGCAUAUCCAAAAGCAUUUCACUUGCUUUGUUGAGAUCUUUUUACUAAUGAUAUUGUUUUAUUUUCUCUCUUGUUUUUGGUUUUUACCACUGAUAUUGUAUUUAGAAGGUUUCAGGUGGGUGAAAACUGCUAUUCCAUGCGUAAGGUGCCUCGCUGAAGGGAGCUCGAGGCCUGGAUCUAGGCAGACAUGCACCUCCUCCUCUUCCAGCAAGGAACGCACCGAAUGAGAAAAUAUGGCUUGUUAUUUGAAAGCAAUUGAGACACAACCAAACUUUGCAGUUGCUUGGAGUAAUCUUGGUUGUGUGUUUAAUGCACAAGGAGAGAUCUGGCUUGCUAUUCAUCACUUUGAGAAGGCUGUAACUCUUGAUCCUAAUUUUCUGGAUGCUUAUAUUAAUUUGGGAAAUGUUCUUAAAGAGGCUCGUAUAUUUGACAGAGCUGUUGCUGCGUAUUUACGAGCCCUUAGCCUCAGUCCAAAUCAUGCUGUGGUCCAUGGGAAUUUGGCCUGUGUUUAUUAUGAACAAGGGCUUAUUGAUCUUGCGAUUGACACCUACCGACGGGCCAUAGAAUUGCAACCACACUUCCCUGAUGCAUACUGUAAUCUUGCUAAUGCUCUCAAAGAGAAAGGCAGUGUGGUUGAUGCUGAAGAAUGCUACAAUACAGCUCUUCGGCUCUGUCCUACACAUGCUGAUUCUCUGAAUAACCUUGCUAAUAUCAAACGAGAGCAAGGAAACAUUGAGGAGGCAGUGCGUCUCUAUCGGAAAGCUCUUGAGGUAUUCCCAGAGUUUGCUGCUGCUCACUCUAAUCUUGCCAGUGUCCUGCAACAACAAGGAAAGCUUCAAGAGGCUUUGAUGCAUUAUAAGGAAGCCAUUCGAAUCAGCCCAACUUUUGCUGAUGCUUAUUCAAACAUGGGCAACACAUUGAAGGAGAUGCAAGAUGUCCAAGGAGCUUUGCAGUGCUACACCAGGGCAAUUCAGAUAAAUCCAGCAUUUGCUGAUGCUCAUAGUAACCUUGCAUCCAUUCAUAAGGACUCUGGGAAUAUACCAGAAGCAAUUGCUUCAUAUCGGACUGCUCUAAAACUGAAGCCUGACUUCCCUGAUGCAUACUGCAACCUGGCACACUGCCUUCAGAUUGUUUGCGAUUGGACAGAUUAUGAUGAGCGGAUGAAGAAGUUGGUCAGUAUUGUUGCAGAUCAGCUGGAAAAGAACAGACUUCCCUCCGUACAUCCUCACCAUAGUAUGCUGUACCCGCUUUCUCAUGCUUUCAGAAAAGCCAUUGCUGAAAGGCAUGGAAAUCUGUGUUUAGACAAGAUUAAUGUUCUUCACAAGCCACCAUAUGAACAUCCAAAGGAUUUGAAGGCCAGCGAUGGAAGACUAAGGGUGGGUUAUGUGAGCUCAGAUUUUGGAAAUCAUCCUACCUCUCACCUGAUGCAGUCAAUACCAGGCAUGCAUAAUCCUGAUAAAUUUGAGGUUUACUGUUACGCUCUUAGUCCUGAUGAUGGUACAAACUUCCGUGUGAAAGUGAUGGCCGAAGCAAACCACUUUGUUGAUUUGUCCCAGAUUCCUUGUAAUGGGAAAGCAGCAGAUCGUAUACAUCAGGAUGGAGUCCACAUUCUGGUUAAUAUGAAUGGCUACACCAAAGGAGCACGAAAUGAACUGUUCGCACUUAGAGCAGCUCCCGUCCAGGCUAUGUGGCUGGGGUACCCUGGAACAAGUGGUGCUCCAUUUAUGGAUUAUAUCAUCACUGACAAAGAGACAUCGCCAGUUGAGGUUGCUGAGCAGUACUCAGAAAAAAUGGCAUAUAUGCCCAACACAUUCUUCAUUGGCGAUCAUGCCAACAUGUUUCCUCAUCUAAAGAAAAAAGCAGUGAUAGAUUUUAAGUCCAAUGGCCAUAUCUAUGACAACAGAAUAGUUCUUAAUGGGAUAGAGUUGAAAGCCUUUUUAGAGACUCUCCCAGAUGUAAAAAUCGUGAAGAUGAAAGGUGCGGAGAGUGCAGAUAGCGCCGACAGUAACUCUGCACUGAACAUGCCAGUUAUUCCAAUGAAUACAAUUGCUGAAGCCAUCAUUGAAAUGAUCAAUCGAGGACAAAUCCAGAUAACUAUUAAUGGGUUUAAUAUUAGCAAUGGGCUGGCAACAACACAGAUAAAUAAUAAAGCCGCAACAGGUGAAGAGGUUCCUCGUACGAUCAUUGUAACCACACGAUCACAGUAUGGCCUGCCGGAAGACGCUGUAGUGUACUGCAACUUCAACCAACUUUACAAAAUUGACCCUCCGACAUUGCAGAUGUGGGCAAAUAUUCUAAAACGUGUUCCAAACAGUGUUCUGUGGCUGUUAAGGUUCCCUGCAGUAGGGGAACCUAAUAUUCAACAGUAUGCCCUGAAUAUGGGGCUACCUCAGUCCAGAAUAAUCUUCUCUCCAGUUGCCCCUAAAGAAGAACAUGUUCGAAGAGGCCAAUUAGCUGAUGUUUGUUUAGAUACACCUUUGUGUAAUGGGCACACCACUGGCAUGGAUGUGCUCUGGGCAGGGACGCCCAUGGUCACUAUGCCAGGUAAGGAACUUGCGGAGAGCUUAGUAGUCCUCAACAAAGGUGGUUCUUCAGGCGAUACUCUUGCAUCUAGAGUUGCUGCAUCACAGCUCACCUGUCUUGGUUGCCCAGAAUUAAUUGCUAAAAGCCGACAAGAGUAUGAAGAUAUUGCUGUGAAACUGGGCACUGACCUAGAAUACCUGAAAAAGAUCCGUGCUAAAGUUUGGAAGCAAAGAAUAUCAAGUCCCCUGUUUAAUACCAAGCAGUACACCAUUGAUUUGGAAAGAUUGUAUUUACAAAUGUGGGAGCAUUACGCAGCUGGAAACAAACUUGAUCAUCUCAUCAAACCAGUGGAAAACACUGAUUCUGCUUAACUCUUACUGCCAUUGAAUGCAGCAACUUGGCUGUUCUUGGUUAUCUGGUGUUCACAGUUAGGCCUACUUACUGUGGAGAGACAUGGGAAUUAUAUUUGUUAAUCUUCAUUCAUUUUGUUUGUUUACUGUUAUUUCUCUUGCUAAAUUUUACAGGGAAUCUUGCAAUUGCUAUCCAAUUAUAACAUCAUGGGCAGAUAUUUGCUCAUGAGGAAACUUUUUUUUUUUUGUGUAAGAUUUGUCUCGCAGUAUACAUAUUUGAAGUUUGGCCUUUUAAACAUAAGUUCGGGUGUGUGUCUGCUAGCUCCAUAACAUAAAUCUUAGCCUGAUUCUGUUAGCUACCUGUGCAGGUUGAAAAAGUAAAAAAAAAAAAUACACAAAGCAUCAUUAAUGGUGUUAGUCCUUUUUAUAGGUUUUAUAAACCACUUGUAGCCUUUUAAUGUCUGCCAUCUGUUUACAAGCAAGCCUGUCUGUGUGUGAUGUGGUAUAAAUGAAACCUCUUCACAAUUAUCUGUCUCAAAUAUCUUAUUUCAAAAAAAUGUUUUUUUAAGUUGCUCAGCCUGUCAUAUAAUCCUUCAUAUCCUGUUUCCUUAAAUGACAGCUGUAUGGAUAAUGGGGUAAGCAGCAGAAUGAACUUGCUGAUGUGCUGUGGAGCUAUAUAGCAUACAGAUACUGGAAACUCUUGUAUGGUGUGCCAUGUAUUUAAUGGACUAAAUCGGAUUUAUUCAGUGUAUGUACUUGUACUUUGCACGCAGUGAACUCCUUGAUAUGUUUUGCUUAUGGAAUGUUGUUUGGGUUUUUAUUAUCUCCUAUUGAUGUUACAUGCACUGUUUGAGUGUAAAGUAAGCAUGUGCUGCAACCAAUUAGAUAAGUUAAUAAACCUUUGCACAUUGCCUAUAUGAUUUAAUAAACACAGUUGGCUUUUU
Messenger RNA from Pseudophryne corroboree (corroboree frog), 5074 nucleotides. RefSeq names its product O-linked N-acetylglucosamine (GlcNAc) transferase (gene OGT). The record is from RefSeq and is a predicted model, not a curated record. Gene Ontology annotation, molecular function: protein binding; protein O-acetylglucosaminyltransferase activity. Gene Ontology annotation, biological process: protein O-linked glycosylation. The coding region runs from base 1491 to 4151 and encodes 886 amino acids. The transcript is spliced from 19 exons. NCBI's taxonomy places the organism in Eukaryota, Metazoa, Chordata, Amphibia, Anura, Myobatrachidae.